Actinia tenebrosa (Australian red waratah sea anemone) is the source of this 7800-nucleotide messenger RNA. Its product is annotated as cell adhesion molecule DSCAM. Lineage: Eukaryota; Metazoa; Cnidaria; Anthozoa; Actiniaria; Actiniidae. Gene Ontology annotation, molecular function: protein binding. The record is from RefSeq and is a predicted model, not a curated record.
UAAAAGUUCCCUACGAUGGAAAAGGCACGUUCAUUGUUCUUUUUCUCUACAGAAAGUACUCCAAGUUGGACGAGUACACCAUACAGUAAUAAGAAAGUAUAUGGAAUAAUUGGUGGGUCAUACACCUUUGUAUGGCAGUAUAAUGAAAAUGGCUCACCAUUGAACCAUGGCCAGUGGUCUAAAAUUGCAAUGAGUAAUGAUGAUCCACCCAAAGAGAUCCAAAAAGCAAUAGGUCAACGCAGCACUAGUGGGUCAUCAACUACAAUUGCUCCAGAUUUUCAGAGCAGAGUCACUUUCACAUCGGGUGUUUCAGAAGCAGGUUUUGAAAUCAGACAACUGACGUCUGCCGAUAAUGCAAAGUUCACCUGCCAGCUAACUUUUGAUAAUUUUGAUGUGCUAGCUGAUUCGGCAGAACUUGUUGUUGUAGUUCCACCCAUCAUUACCAAUAAACUCACAGCACCCCAGACCAUUAAUGAAGGACAGACGUUUAAUCUACCUUGUGCUGCAACUGGGAAUCCACUGCCAAUAAUACGAUGGUUAAGAAAUGGUAUUGAAGUGCAGUACCUUCAUGAUCAUUCUGGUUACAACAUCACUGAUGCUGGCAAGAAGGAUAAAGGGUUGUAUCGAUGUGAAGCUAUAGUCACAGGAGGAAGUAUUGUGAGGACUGCUUAUUAUGAAGUGAACAUCAGUGUUAGAUAUCCGCCCAGGCAAGUAACUGUCGUUUUCAAACCUAGCAAUCCUAUAAACAUCUCUGAGACAGUAACGGUUGUCUGCGAGUCAGAUGGUAUGCCCCUCCCUACCUUCACCUGGCAGUUUAAUGGAGUAGCUAUUCCUGGGAGUGGUGAAAGAAAUAAAGAAAUAAGGCAACCUAGUAUCACUAAGGAACAAGGAGGAAACUACACCUGUCUUGCAAAGAAUGCUCAUGGCAGCAAGAAGAACAGCAAAAUUCUUAACAUAAGAUUUAAGCCAACACAAGCUAUAUUCAGCACAGGGAUGCCAAACACUGGAGCUGUGAUGGCCUCUCAAGCGACAUUAGCAUGUAAAGCUGAUGGCUAUCCUCCUCCACAAUACAUUCUUAAAAAAGAAGGUUUUGUGGUAUCUGGACAACAAGGCAUUUACUCAUUCAAAUCAGUAAACCUUAAUGAUGAAAAUAUAAAGUUUACUUGUACACCAUACAACAUGAUGGGACAAGGACCAGAGAUUGAGGGUAGUAUAACCGUACUGGUUUCUCCAUCUUUUAUGUCAAAUCUUCCUACUACCAAGCAAGUGAAAGCUGAAAAUGAGACCAUAAACUACACCUGUAUAGCAGAWGCCAAACCUGCAGCUCAAGUGUUAUGGACCAUUAAUAACGAGAAUAAUGUUACAGAGAACACAACAUACCUUGUUCUUCAAUGCCUUUAUGUUGUCAAUAUAACAUAUAAAGAUGCUGGAAAAUAUAUCUGCUCUGCAAAAAACGAGCUGAACAUUGAUAGAACAGAGGUGACUCUUGUUGUACAAGUGAAACCAAUUAUUACAUCUAACAAACCAACCGACACACAAAUAGCUGGUGAAAUAGGCCAGGACACUUCAAUACGUUGUGURGUAAAGGCCAUACCCUAUGCUACAAUAUGGUGGACCAGAGGUAGUGAAUCUGCUAUCCUGGAUGCUCGAAGUGAUCGUGUUAAAUCGCUCAAUAUUGGAGACUCUGAGAUGACACUUAUAAUAACAGUCUCAUAUUUUAAUGAGAAGUAUUUCUGCCAUGCUAAGAAUAUCCUGGGRUAUGUUUCGCAGGAAUUCACUAUCAGAAAAAAAGAAAGUGCUCCAAGUUGGACGAGUACGCCAUACAGUAAUAAGAAAGUAUAUGAAAUAACUGGUGGGUCAUACAGCUUUGUAUGGCGGUAUAAUGAAAAUGGCUCACCGUUGAACCAUGGCCAGUGGUCUAAAAUUACAAUGAGUAAUGAUGAUCCACCCAAAGAGAUCCAAAAAGCAAUAGGUCAACGCAGCACUAGUGGGUCAUCAACUACAAUUGCUCCAGAUUUUCAGAGUAGAGUCACUUUCACAUCGGGUGAUUCAGAAGCAGGUUUUGAAAUCAGACAACUGACGUCUGCCGAUAAUGCAAAGUUUACCUGCCAGCUAACUUUUGAUAAUUUUGAUGUGCUAGCUGAUUCGGCAGAACUUGUGGUUGUAGUUCCRCCCAUCAUUACCAAUAAACUCACAGCACCCCAGACCAUUAAUGAAGGACAGACGUUUAAUCUACCUUGUGCUGCAACUGGGAAUCCACUGCCAAAAAUACGAUGGUUAAGAAAUGGUAUUGAAGUGCAGUACCUUCAUGAUCAUUYUGGUUACAACAUCACUGAUGCUGGCAAGAAGGAUAAAGGGUUGUAUCGAUGUGAAGCUAUAGUCACAGGAGGAAGUAUUGUGAGGACUGCUUAUUAUGAAGUGAACAUCAUUGUUAGAUAUAAACCAGAGGUCACUUUCAUAACAGGAAAUGUGUCUUUUACUGAAAGCCUURAUGUUGAAAUCGAAUGUACAGCAGUUGGCGAACCUCCUGUAACAAGAUACCACUGGUACAAAGGAAUUGGAACUUCACCAGGGGAUAAAAUUUCUGAUGGAGGCAAAUACAUUCUUACUGGCAAUAAAAUGACGAUCAAGACUCUUAAUAAACAUGACACUAGCUGGUAUACUUGUGCUGCAGAGAAUGACGUUGGGAUAGGACAUGGAAAAUCGACUUACGUAAAAACAUUGUACCUAGUAUCACUAAGGAACAAGGAGGAAACUACACCUGUCUUGCAAAGAAUGCUCAUGGCAGCAAGGAGGACACUCAAAUUCUUUACACAAGAUUUAAGCCAACACAAGCUAUAUUCAGCACAGGGAUGCCAAACACUGGAGCUGUGAAGGGCUCUCCAGUGACAUUAGCAUGUAAAGCUGAUGGCUAUCCUCCUCCACAAUACAUUCUUAAGAAAGAUGGUGUUAAGGUAUCUGGACAACAAGGCAUUUACUCAUUCUCAUCAGUAAAACUUGAUGAUGAAGAAAUAAAGUUUACUUGUACACCAUACAACAUGAUGGGACAAGGACCAGAGACUGAGGGUCGUAUAACUGUACUGGUUACUCCAUCUUUUAUGUCAAAUCUUCCAAAUACCAAGCAAGUGAAAGCUGAAAAUGAGACCAUAAACUACACCUGUACAGCAGAAGCCAAACCUGCAGCUCAAGUGUUAUGGACCAUUAAUAACGAGAAUAAUGUUACAGAGAACACAACAUACCUUGGUACAGUGUUCACCUUCAGCACAGUCAGCUCAUCAAAUGUCAAAUAUCAAAAGACAGAAAGCACCCUUGUUCUUAAUCCUGUUAACUGGAGAAUGGCAGGGACUAUUAGCUGUAUUGCAUACAAUGAUGCUGGACAGAGUAAACAGGACACUAUGCUAGAAGUGUUGCAUCGCCCAGUUGUCAUGCUUCCUGAGGACCAUCCACAGAACAGCACAUUAAACGCAGGACAGACAGUGACAUUUACUUGUAAAGCCACAGGAAACCCACCUACAACUAGUUAUGUAUGGAGGUUCAAAGAUGCAAUCAUUCCUGGUGAAGUCUUGCCAACAUUUUCCAAGGCAAACAUCGACAAAGAUGAUGAAGGAAGAUAUUCCUGCAGUGGUGUUAAUAGCCGUGGCGAAGGACCUCAAGCUUAUGCUUAUUUGUUUAUAAAAACUCCAGCAAAAAUCUACUAUGCACCACAGUCAACAGCAAACGYUACUGGUUCAGCUGUACUAGAAUGUCGUGCAAAUGGUGUUCCUAAACCUAAUAUAACCUGGACAAGAAAGRAUAGUAAUAUAAUCUUGCAUAAAGGAGAGAGGUUCAGAAUUGUCAAUGUAACRUAUGAAGAUGCUGGAAAAUAUAUCUGCUCUGCAAAAAAUGAGCUGAACAUUGAUAGAGAAGAGGUGACUCUUGUUAUACAAGUGAAACCAAWUAUUACAUCUAAYAAACCAACCGACACACAAAUAGCUGGUGAAAUAGGCCAGGACACUUCAAUACGUUGUGUGGUAAAGGCCAUACCCUAUGCUACGAUAUGGUGGACCAGAGGUAGUGAAUCUGCUAUCCUGGAUGCUCGAAGUGAUCGUGUUAAAUCACUCAAUAUUGGAGACUCUGAGAUGACACUUAUAAUAACAGUCUCAUAUUUUAAUGAGAAGUAUUUCUGCCAUGCUAAGAAUCUCCUGGGAUAUGUUUCRCAGGAAUUCACUAUCAGGAAAAAAGGUGCCCCAGAUGCCCCACAAGACCUUAUCGUCACAGGCAUCAGAGUACCAAAGAAGAGAACAGUGGACGUGAACCUUACAUGGACGCCUGGUUACGCUGGUGGUGAGCAGCAGUUUUUUACUGUUCUGUACAAGCUAAACAGUGCCGAAGCUGAAGUAUUCACAGAAGUAGUGAUCGACAAUGCUGAAGGAGCACAGUACAUUAUUAAGGAUCUGAAACCUUAUACUAGUUAUGUCUUCAAAGUAAGACCUAGGAAUUCUAAAGGCCUUGGACCAGAAUCAAAACAAGUGUUCUUUACCACGCCAGCAUCAAUGGUUCCUCCAGCAAGAGGCACAGUAUCCAUCAAAAGACUAAAAGACGGAACACAGUUUGAAAUAAGUUGGACCAUGAAUGAGAAUGUUACCAACACGUACCUUCAGUACCGUGAAGUAGACGUACGAGCGCGUCGUGAAGACGUUCGCUGGAAUGACGUCAUUGGUGCACAGGGUCUUCCUCGUAACGUUACCAAGUUCCUUGUUGUCAACCUAGAUGCCGACAAGACAUACCAGUUUAGAAUACUCUUCAAGGAGGCUGAUGAGAGUGGAUUCAAUGACGCUAUGGUAGUCGAGUCAGAUAUAAUAUACCCUGUCGUCAAACCAGCCGAACAAACAGGUCUAAAAGAGCAUGAACUGAUAGCCAUCAUUGCUGCUUGUGCUGGGUUUCUUCUCAUUCUAAUCGUUAUUCUCUGUCUUUGUUGCUGCAUGAAACGCAAGAAGCCUUACGGAGCUGAUUCUGUACAGAUGUCACAGGCUGCCAGUGCCCCCAACCUUUUUAGUUAUGGUGACACCGAUGACAAUGGCCGUCGUAGCUAUGUAACUGAGUCCAUUGAAGACGAUCCCUUUAUCGAAGCGCACAUUGCAAAUGAGAUGAAAAAGAAAAAGAGGCCAAGUGAGAAUGGAAUCAACCAUGGUUAUGCGUCUCAAGGAUCAAUGCGACAUCCCGAAAUGCUUCUUAAUCCAGGAUCCCGAYCCGGGAUGCGGGGAAUAAGUCAGAGCCAACCCCUGCUCGAUGCCAGGGGAAGCUACUCAUCCGGCGGUCCUCGGAGAGACUUCUCUACCUUACCGUCGUACCACGAGCCACCCACCUUUGAAGAAGCCGUGCGACAGUCGGUGAAGAAAUCCAAACAAGCGUUGUCUACUGGAGAUCUGACAGGAAAUAGAGUAGGCCCACCGUACAGCCGUUCAAGACCCAUAUCGCCUUCUGACAGUGAUUCGACAAGUGAUGCGGAGCCGUUAAGCAGGCAUCCAAUGUUUAAAGUCAGGCCAAUAGAUGAAGCUAUUGAUCCUAGAUACAAGUCGGCUCCUUCUUUACAGUCUCCUAUGGAGAGUCCUGUACGACGUCCACCCGUAGUGUACCCUCGACCACAAAGGAAAGUAUACGAUGAUUAUCCGGUAGACAUGUUUGGUUCUCCUCCAUUGGACUUCAUGGAUCCGCAAGACGAUCACUACCACGAGGCGCACGAGGCUGAAACAGGAUGGCCACCCCCACAGUAUACUCCAGACGACCGUGACAUACCAGGAAUGGAAGAUGGCUAUGAAGCACGUGUCAAUAAACGAAGGCCUAUAUCUGGUGAUAUUUUGGAGCUCGAGGACUAUCCAUACAAUGGGCGCGAUAACCUUCCAGACCUACCACCACGCAUGCCUGAACUAUCAAAUGGUCGAGGAACAAUGUACAAGGAACCUAUAGGUGAGACUCUUCCCGAGCCGCCUUCAUUCCUGCGUGAUGUGGGAUACGAUGAUGAUGAAGAUGAAGUAGACUCUGCACCAUAUCAUCCACGGUCUUUCACAGAACCUAGAAAUAGAGGCAGACAGCCUUAUAUGAAUAUACACGRUCAAUUAGUAAGGCCAGGUUCCCCAGGGCGUGAACGGGCCGUCAACGCCUAUGGAACUGAACGACGUGAACCAAUCUACGCGAAUGAUGCGCCCCGGUUGGUCGCACCCGAACCCGAAGUACCUGUCAAUCAACGUAGAAAUCGAGCUCCAUCCGCUGACAGCAGCGAAACAGAUCACAAACCUGGUUACGUCAGUAGUGGAUUUCUAGUUUAAUGUCACGUGGCCAUUAAUAAGGAAAUCAGUUGUCAUGGGGACAGUUGCUGUGCAUCUGUCGCCACGCUGGAGGGAAUUAUAAUGGAGUUUCUUGAAGAGGGACGGUAAGAAKAACACAAUCCACUCGUCUAUGGAUGCACUUCGCCUCUGUCAUACUCAUAGGUUUUAGGUAGCUUUUAUCGAUAUUCUCUUUCGUAAAGAGUAGCUGCGUUAAAUGUUAGCAUCGUAAAAGCGACAGCGUAUUUUUAACUUUGUACACUGUAAAUUUAAUUCUGUACAAAGCGUUGUCCUAGGAUAGUCGCAUUUUCUUAUAUAUCUCUGUAUACAGUCGUUGCAUUAUCAAGGCGUGGCUGAGGAGUCGUGCAAAUUAGUAUUUCCCAUCCCAUUACCACAGGGUAUGCAGCGCCUCCUCACUGCAGUGCGCAUUCACCACAGGGUAUGCGCGCCUCCUCACUGCAGUGCGUGUUACCGCAUGGUAUGCAUGCGCAUCCUCAGUGCAGUGCGCAUUCACCACAGAGUAUGCGUGCGCAUCCUCAUUGCAGAUACAAUACUGCAAGAGCARAGGAUAUAAGCCUUCCUUAUUAUCUUUUUUCUUCUUUUUUUUCUUACUUUUGAACAGGCCGGUUUACGUCUUAGUCGUUCAGCUUAUAUACGACAUAAGCUUCCUGCUCUAUUUAAAUGAAACGAAUAUACCUAUAAUGUAAAAAGUUAAGUUAAUGAUGCAAGUAAAUUAGCCUGUCAAAACUGAGAAAAAGGACACAUGUAUAAAUUUUGUUUUUUAAAAAGUUUUUAACGAUUUUUGCAUCAGUAAAUGAUUUCUUCUCAAUGAAAAAAUUCUUGUAGCCUCGCUCUAAGCGGGAAAAAUGCGCCUCAAAAACAAAACAAAACAAAAACACGAAAUUUGAGUGAUUGUAUCGCGUAUAAAUAGUUUUAAUAUUCCAGUCAUAUAAAAUAACGAUUUGUUGAUGCUUUGCUAUAGUUUUAGUUUGUUCCUUAGAUAUAUAUGUUGAAGUAUAUAUGUUGAAGUGUUUUAAUACCAUUAUAACCAAAGUAGUAUAGUUUGUUCGAAAAAUUCUACCAGGGCCCUCUCGAUUUUCAAGACCGUAGAUUGGUUUAAAUCCCUGGGUUUGAGGUCCAAACGUCAAUCAAACUUACAGGAACCAGUCAUGAUGCUUUACGCCAACUAGACUUAGUUUUAAAAUAUAAAGCAAAAGAAAAAAAUAUUUUGAUUGAACACUGUUGAUUCUUAAAUACGUGACAGCUGUCAGUCAAAUAUUGUGACGUCAUGCGGUUGCUUGUCUUCGAUUGGCUGAUUAAAAAUCUGAUAGAUGACCUAAUAAGGUGUAUAUUUUAACGUUCUUAAUAUUAGGAUAAUAUUUUUAUAAGAAUUUUUAAUUGAUUAAUUAAUCUUAAUUAAUUAAUUAAAUUUUAAAAAUCCAAAUUUGCAGACGAUAAGAUUUAAAGUGUAGCGAAUAAAUAUUGGUUCAUAUGAUGA